Molecule: messenger RNA, 2286 nt
Organism: Lingula anatina
Lineage: Eukaryota; Metazoa; Brachiopoda; Lingulata; Lingulida; Lingulidae
Source: RefSeq, a predicted model, not a curated record
CUUCACGCCAAGAUGAACAGAUUCCAUACACUGUUUGUCGACGACAUCGUGACAUUUCAACAAAUAUUCGAGAUUCGUGCGCGUGCGCGUGCGCGUCCGUGCGUGCGUACGACUGUGGGUGUGAACUUGAACUGACGGAGCAGGAAUUCCAACAGAAAUCUUCAGUGAGUCAGUGUUGGAAGGCGGAAGAGAAAAUCAUGAGGACCAUGACUUGACAUACAGGUGUAGACGGACACAAGAUGGCAGGAGUAACUUUAUGUAACAUGGCUGGCUGUACAAUAACAAUAUUGUCUAUGCUGAUGAUCGUUCUCCCACUCCUGGGUAGUGUACAGGGCUGUAAUGUAGCAGGAAGCAGUUAUCAUAAUGGAAAAUGUUACUUUGUGAACACUAACGCAACGAUGUGGCAGAGCGCCAUGGAACAUUGUAAGAAUACUUGCAACGGUAGACUGGCUGUGGUUAAAGACAAUGACACCCAAAUAUUUCUACAUAAACUGACAUCAUCAGAGGUUUGGCUGGGUGGCAAGGAGGUGAAUUUAACAGACUGGAUGUGGAUAGAUCAAGAGGGAACGUUACAUGCAACAACAUAUACGCACUGGAGAGGUCAAUCUUCUGGUAUAGCACAACAACCAGAUACAUAUCAUGGACAAAAGUUCCAGCCUGCAGUAGCUCUAAUGAGGGUUGAUAACACCCAAGUCAAGUUCCCUUGGGUGGACAGAGAAUACUUACAGACACAGGAAUCUGGUGUCAUCUGUGAAGCAGACCAGAAAAGCGAAUUAUGUAAAGGUCAUCAUAGUUUCCAGUGGAUUCAAAACAACAGCAGAUGGACAGAUAUAAAGGGUGGCGCAUGUGUUUUUAUCAGUAUCCAAUCUGAAAUGGUGACCUGGCUUGAAGGUCAUAGGUUAUGCAAAGAAGCUGGAGGAAAACUUCUGAAGAUAGACAACGACACAGUGCAGAAAAACUUGGAAAAUAGACUAAACAAUAACAGUGGGCCCCGGUAUUAUUGGAUUGGAUUGGUUCACAGUCAAUGGAGAUGGGUGGACGAAUAUCCCAUUAACCUGAUGUUUUGGAGACCGACCAUGUAUCCACCACAUCACGUAGGACCAACGUGUCUUGCACUGGAAGGAGCUGCAAGUGACGUCACCAGAAGCUGGGUGAUGAAAAAAUGCAGCGAGAAACUGCCAUUUAUCUGUGAAUAUCCACUAGACCUAACAAUUUGGUCAACUACUACGUCCGCGAAAGGAGGUCCUCCGGUUACAUCAGGUACUGAAGUGCCCCAUACUGGUAGGUAUACAGGUAAACCAAUGUCUCCUGGGAUGAUAGCAGGUAUUGCUGUAGGAGGGUGUUCAGUAGUGAUCAUCUUGGUAAUUGUCGGCGUCGGCUUUUGGUGGAGGAGGAAAAGAAGGACUAAUACACAUAUCACCAAGGCCUCUGUUCAAUAUACCGACGAGGCAGCUGGGUCUUACUAUGACCAUGUUGCGACAGAAGACGGUCUGGAUUCCCAGACACCGAAAAGAGAAACUCGUCCUUAUUACAAGGGAUUGGUAACUAGGGCAGCUUACGAUUCAAAACAGGCAAAACAUGGCGGACAAGCACAAACAGGAUCUGCUGAAACUGACAACGUCACGAAUGAAAACAUCGUGGUAGGAGGCACAAAUGGCGUCGGUGCUGGGCAUAUAGUUUCAGACAGAAACAGCAACAUGAUAGAAAGCGGAACUUACUCAAGUAUUGACCGCGAUGAUGGAGCAGAUUUAAACGCAGAUUUCGGGCGAAGUUUUGGCACCUACUCUACUAUGGAUGACGUCAACGUUGCUCCUCAGUUUACGUCAAUAAACGCUACCGAAGGCAUGGGACGUGAGCCUCCGUCCAGCGACAAUGGCAGUGGCAAUAAAGUCACUGACAGCGCUUUAAGUGAAGACGACAUUUCCCAACUUUAUGGAAAAGUAGACAAGACAAAAAAGAAAAAAUAUCGUCAACAGCAUGAAGGAAAUCCAGACGAUACCAUUGACGAAAUAGAGAUGACAGAAAAUGAUAUAUACGGGGAAUGAGCAGUAGUUUCUUUUGUAUUUUAGGAGAUCAAAGGAUUUAAAGGCCAGCUAAUACUUUUACUCCUCAAAAUCACCAGUAUACCUAUGAAAUGCUUUACAAUAAAUCUGUAACCCGCAUAGUAGUGUGCUUUAUCGUAUAAUGGAAGCUUCAGCAUAUUCUGACCCGACAAAACACUUUAGACUACUUGAGGAAUAUGCCUGGCCUCUCUUUAUUCUUUUAUUGUUUAUAGCAACCACUAAA